Molecule: messenger RNA, 4088 nt
Organism: Sinocyclocheilus grahami
Lineage: Eukaryota; Metazoa; Chordata; Actinopteri; Cypriniformes; Cyprinidae
Gene: sort1a
Product: sortilin 1a
Exons: 20
Coding region: 144-2591 (815 amino acids)
Biological process (GO): Golgi to endosome transport; endocytosis; vesicle organization
Cellular component (GO): Golgi apparatus; membrane
Molecular function (GO): protein binding
Source: RefSeq, a predicted model, not a curated record
UCCCCGAGUUUAGCAGUGCGAACAGCGGCUGCUCUACAGACAUGCGUCAGAGUGUAAACACUGCACGGUCUGUUCUGGUACCAAUAAACCUGCUAUUUAUGGAUAUUUAGACAGAAGAUUUUUGUGCACAUUAAACGAAAACCAUGAGCAACGUAUUCUGCUGUGUUUUGGUUGUCCUAUGCUCAGUGGCUCUUUGCAUGGACUUUGACGAGAGACCCAGCAUCUCCAGGAGGAGUGAGCAAAGCAUGUUUCUAAAGAGUCACAAAACACGAAAUCUGCUCAGUUUGAAAGAUUCACAGCAGCCGGACCAUCUCAGGAUGAAAAGAAGUGAAGAUUCCGCACAAAAUCAAUGCCAAGCACUGCACGGCUAUGAGUCUACGUUAAAAAACAACACUCAUACGUAUAACUUCAAUGACCUGAGUGGCUCGGUGUCUCUGGCCUGGGUUGGAGACGGCACAGGGGUUCUGCUGGUGCUGACCACAUUUCAGGUUCCUCUUUUUAUCAUGCGGUUUGGUCAGUCCAGACUGUACAGAAGUGAAGACUAUGGAAAGACAUUCCAGGACAUCACCGACCUUAUUAACAACACCUUCAUACAGACAGAGUUUGGCAUCGCGAUUGGUCCUGAAAAUUCCGGGAAGGUGAUCCUCACAGGUGAUCUAACCGAGGGGAGAGUCACUAAAAUUUUCCGUUCUGUUGAUUUCGGCAAGAGCUUUGUGACCUCUGAGCUACCCUUCCAUCCGUUAAUGCAGAUCACAUACAACCCCAGAGACAGCAACAUACUCAUGGUCUACAGCAUCAAUUAUGAUUUAUGGCUGUCUGAGGACUUCGGGGCCAACUGGAGGAAGAUCCAUGAGACUGUUUGUCUUGUGAAAUGGGGAAUGGAUGACACCAUAUUCUUAACCACAAACCCCAAUGGAUCCUGCAGUGACCGGGGAACACUUGAAUUGAGAAAAUCUUUAGACUAUGGCAAAACAUUCAAAACUAUAGGAAGCAGGAUUUAUUCCUUCGGCCUGGGUGGACGCUUUGUUUUUGCCUCAGUCAUGACCGACUCUGGUUCCAAACGCAUGAUUCAUGUCUCGGUAGAUCAGGGGGAGACGUGGGAUAUGGCUCAACUGCCCACCGUUGGACACGAGCAGUUCUACUCCAUUCUAGCCGCAAACUACGAUAUGGUCUUCAUGCACGUAGAUGAACCUGGAGACUCCGGUAUUGGUACCAUAUAUGUUUCGGAUGACCGAGGUACAGUGUUUUCCACGUCUCUGGAGCGCCAUUUGUACACCACUACAGGCGGAGACACUGACUUCACCAACAUCACCUCUCUGAGGGGCGUAUAUAUGACCAGUGUGCUCGCUGUGGAUGGCUCUGUGCAGACAGUGAUCACAUUUAAUCAAGGUGGAGAGUGGCAACCACUGCAGAGACCCUGGAACGGAGUUUGUGACUCCACAACCGAGUACCCAGACAAGUGUAGUCUGCAUAUUCAUGCCUCCUACAGCAUCUCAAUGAAACUGAACGUCCCCGUGCAGCCCCUCUCAGAGCCCAAUGCCGUGGGACUCAUCCUGGCACAUGGGAGUGUGGGAGGUGCAGUUUCUGUGCUUUCUCCAGACGUGUAUGUGUCUGAUGACGGGGGUUACACAUGGUUUCAGGCACUAAAAGGCCCCCAUCACUAUGCCAUACUAGAUUCAGGAGGACUGCUGGUAGCGGUGGAACACAACCCCUCACACCCCAUAUCACAGAUCAAGUUUUCCACUGAUGAAGGUCAGUGUUGGCAUGUGCAUAACUUCACUGAUGAUCCAAUGUACUUCACUGGGCUGGCAUCAGAACCUGGUGCCCGUUCCAUGAACGUCAGCCUGUGGGGCUACAGGGAAACUGUCCUGAAUCAGUACUGGGUUUCUGUCACCGUCGACUUCAGGCAUUUGCUCUCUAGAGACUGUCAGGAAAAUGACUACAUCCAGUGGCUCGCUCACUCAAACGAUAUUAGCGACCCCACUGAUGGGUGCAUGCUGGGAUACAAGGAAAGGUUUUUGCGGUUACGAAAGGACUCAGUGUGCUGGAACGGGUGGGAUUACAUUGUCACCAAGGAGCCCACGACAUGUCCCUGCACCCUCACUGACUUUCAGUGUGACUUUGGGUUCUACCAUGCGGAAAACAGCUCAGUUUGUGUGGAGCAGCCCGACCUUAUUGGCCAUUCACUGGAGUUCUGCCUGCACGGACGCAAAGAGCAGCUCCAGACCAGCGGUUACCGUAAAAUUCCUGGGGAUCACUGUAAAGGAGGAAUAACUCCAGAACGAAAAGAGAUCGAUCUGAGUAAGAAAUGCGUUAGUAAUUUGCUGAGGACAGAGCUACUGACAGAGGAACAUUCAUUCAAUUCAGCUCCUAUAAUCGCUGUGGUCAUCGCUGUUCUGUUGAUCAGUGCUGUUGCUGGGGUUAUUUUCAUCAAAAAAUAUGUCUGUGGAGGACGGUUCUUGGUGCACAGGUACUCUGUAUUACAGCAGCACGCUGAAGCUAACGGUAUCGAUGGUGUGGAUGACCUGGACACACUGGAGGUUGGCAAGAUACAAUACCAUGAUGAUUCAGAUGAGGACCUCCUAGAGUGACAGACAGAUGGAUCAUCAUAAGACUGUUUUAAAAGAGAGAAACUACAAUGCCUGCCCUUCCCAUGACCCUCUCUAUGUGUGUGUAUCUGCGUUCCAGCACACAUGAGACACAUUCUGCCCAAUCAGUUUGUUUCUGGCUACUUGGGGACACAUUUUCAGCGAUUCAGCCCAGCAGGAUUUGACUGCAAGGACAGAAAUAGAGAAAAACAUGCAUUUUCCCAAAAGCUUCUCCCAAAGGAGUUUUCUAAUCCACUGCUGAAAGAGUUUCAAUCUUUUUGAAUCAUUUCGUAUUAUGUUUUUGCGAUGCACAAAGGAUUUGAAGCAGUUUUGUUGCCAUAUAUUUCAAAUGUAUGCGAGUUGAUGCACAAAAUCAAAUGGCUGAGGAGUAUUAUUUAACUAAGUAGUACUUUGAAGGCAUAAUUGGAGUAUAAUUUAGGGAAAAGAGGAUACAUCAGACAUGAGCUUUGAAGUGUGGUUAAAACUGAUGUAAGUGCUUAUUUUUUUCAUUGCUGGUUUCCUGCAUCAGGUAUUUAAAUUCUCCAAAGGAUUUUCAGCUUUGUUUUUCAUAUUAGGAAAACAGGUCUCCUUAAAGUCUGCUUUUGAAAUCCAUUGUAUAAAUAGAAGCAUCUUCAGAAAAUAGCCUGCUCAUUAUUUCAAGAGUUACUGUGUGAGCAAAUCUAGAUGAAUAUGAAGUGUUUAAAGGUAAUAUUUAACAUUCCCUGGAGGUUUCAUUUGUGAGUUUCACCAUAGAUGUACACCGAGCCUUGUUUGUAGAGCUUGUAGGCUUUAUUAUACUAACAUCCUGAGUAUUACAGUUUGGAUCUUCAAGAAUCUAGUUUAGCAAAGCUUUAGUCAUUCCAAAAAACUAAUUUUACUUUGCGUUCUGUCUGGUUCCCUGCCAUUGCUGUGUGCUUAGAUUGACAUAUCUUCUAUGCACGAAUAAUGAUACAUUCUUCUUCCUUUCCUACUUUCAAUUGUGUGGUUUUUAAUAAUCUUAAAAUGCCUGACCUUACAUAAUGGGUCUUAGAGACAAUAGCAAUGUGGUAUCAGUCCGAGACCUUUUUGCUAAGUCAGCAAUAAUUGUAUAUUCAAUAACAAGACGACACUUUUAAUGUUAACUAUGACAUUAAGUGUUUUGUUUUUUCAACAACUCAUCCUUCAUUAGGAUAUCGACAAUACUAAGUGCAUCUAGUUAGCAGCCUAAUCAAAUAUGAAAAUGUAUAUUUUUUGGUCUGUAUUGAUUUUCAACAAUUAAAUAAGCUCAUUUGUAGUCACUAAGCUGAUUAAAAAACUUUUUUUUUUUUUUUGCACAGAUAAUAAAAUAGAUACCUCAGGGGUUAUAGAAAACAGUGGACCACACAUUUCAUUGAUGGGUUUGCAUGUUGAAAGCAGGGUCCUCAGGCUUGAGAUGGAUGAACAUGGCUUUUCUGAAGUCAAAGUGUAAAAUGCUGUACCAUUAAAUGUGAUUGCCAGCAACAAUAAAAGAAAAAAAACUCU